CAGCAACGAACGAGUGCACGAUUUUCGGCACGCGGUCGAGCGCAAACCAAUCACAGACGCGUGACAGAAAGAAUCCGUCGUCGCCGGCGUUAAUACUGCUCGAUAAUCGCGACAUCGCCCAUCAUCAUUCGUGGAUUAGCUCUCGUACCAGUCGGGUCGGGUCAAAGAGUCUGUACAAGGAAUUAUAUCGCAGUCGCGGCCGCGUUUCAUCAUUAUAUACUCGGCAUCGAAGCCCAAUCAGCGAGUGUCAGUGCUAUCUCAGCGGCCAAGGUCAACCCUCGAACACGCGUCGAUUACGCUGAUAACGUAUGAGUGAGUGGAUAAAGACUUUUUAACAUCGUCCUAUUGCACGUGAUACGACUCGUUAUAAAAGAUGGUACGUACGCGGAUAAAUUCCGACGUCCAGUGUAAACAAGCCGAGUGAGCCCGCAGGACACUGCGACCUGCAAAAGUGCUGACUGUAUCGACCAGCGGUUUAUGACGUUCAUGUAUUCGUGCAGUCACUGUACAGUAGAUCGCCCAACGAAUUAGCCACGAUGGAGCGCCGACCCGAAAACAGCAGCGCUAAAAUUGCCGAAAAAUCCAUGAGCUGCCUGACGACGAAACUACUCUUCAGAGUCCACUACUUGAUUUCGUCCGAUUCGGACACGGACUACAGCGAUUUUGACAAUUUCGCCGAUCUCUGGAGAAAUGGAUUCGAUCGUAGCGACGUUUGCAGUCGUAAAACUUUGGAGAGCUGGUUGGAUUACAUGCAGUCGAACGGCGGCAUCGACAACUGGAAAAACACUCAUCCGUGUUUUCUUUUGAAUAAUCUCACCUUGGCUGCUUACUUGAUGAAGAGUCAAUUUACCAAUUUGUCGCGUAAGCUUUUCAAUGAUGUCAGAUUUUCUACGGCCGAUGUCGAGCAAAUUCUCGACGAUUUACAUAUAACUGAUGAUUCGUCGAAAAAGUACUCCAAUGCGAUCCUCAGUAUAUCGCGAAAACCUAUAACGGAGGAGAUUGUAAACAACAUUUUUGAACCGUAUAAAAUAAGAUUCAUGAGAGAGGGAGAAAACAAUUCCAACGUCAUCGAGCCUGCUGAGCCUUCGUUGCGAGACAUCAAGGAUAAGCUGAAAAAAAUCCUAGAUGAAGCAGAGGCAUCGGAUGACGAAGAAGGGAGUUUUGUUACAGACGAGGAAUCUGAAGUGUACAUACAAGUACAAGAAUCUGAAGAAUACAAAACAGUACAAGAAGUGAUUCUAAAAUUUUCCAAAGAGAAACCUGAUAAUGAAUGUGAUCUGCGAAAGUCCCUUUUGAACAUUAUCGCCACCUCGACAAGACUUCUCGCACUUCUAGCAGACACUCAUAAUCAGGAAAGUACUAGUUCUGGGACAAAAACCAAAUCAAGAAAGCGGCAUAAAUCUUAUGAAAUUGAGAAUUCUUUAUCAUGCGAAAAUGAAGUUAUUAUGAAAAAGAAAAAAGGGCAUUCUAUGCCAAAAAGAUAUAGUAUAAAGGAACUAAUACCAAGAGUAAUAAUUGAAAGAAUCGAUCCCAGAAGGAUAUCUCAAGAAAAAUCAAGAGAUUUGUCCCUUCAUGAUAAUGCUAAAAAUACAAAGAAUAACACAAGAUCUGACACUGAAAGUUCACAAGACAUACAAUUUCUCCAAGAAAGUUCUACUCUAACGCUUGGAAAUAAUGAAGAAACCCACAAAAAUGAAUUGAGCAACGACAUUGAAAUAGAAUUUGAGUGCAAAAAUGUGAAACCCACUGUAACUUCAUUUGUAUCUCAAAAUUUAAACAUAAGUAUUGACUGUGAACCCAACAACCAAAAUGAAAAAAUUCCACAGCUGCAAUUGGUAGAAAAGAGCGAUAAAUAUGUCAAAAGCAAGGUAACUUCAAAAAGUACUCUCAGAACUAUUAGGAAUUGGACCAGUCGAAAACGUCACAAAUGUGAUACAUGUAAAAAGAAGUUUAAGUCAAAAUUUACACUUGAUAAUCAUAUUAAUAAAAUGCAUAAAGUUAUUACUCUCCCAUGCGACUCAUGUGGAAAAACAUUUACAAGGGAGGAUUAUCUCAACAAUCAUAUUGAUUCUGUACAUAAAGGAGUAACUUACCCAUGCGAAUUGUGUGAUAAAAUAUUUAAGCUAAAGCAUACUCUCAAAUAUCAUCAAGAUUUUGUUCACAAUGUCCAGAAAUCGCAGAAUUGUAAUACACACAAAACGACAUUUGCACAGAAGUGUCCAAAAUCAUUUAACUAUAAGAAUAAUCUGUCUUCCAACAUCAAUACUGUGCAUGAAAGUAAAAAUUACCCAUGCAAUUUGUGCCAAAAAGUAUUUAGAACUAAAUUCGGUCUCAAAGAACAUAGUAAUUUCAUGCACAAUGGUAUUGGUCACCCAUGUAACCUAUGUGGAAAAUCAUUUUCAGGGCAAUACAAGCUUAAACGCCAUAUAAAUGGAGUACACUAUGGUAUAAGACAAUGAUGCUUGUAAGGACUUGCAUAUGGGCGCAAUAAUGCAUAAUAAUCUUAAACCUGCACAAAUCAAAUUAAAAAACAAAGCUUCUUUGAAGUAUAGUGCACUGCUAGUAACAAUUUAAGUUAAUCACUAAUUUUUUGCAUGUAUAAAUUCAUUGUUGAAUCAUUAAAUCUAAGUAUGUAUGUAUA
This is a messenger RNA of Trichogramma pretiosum, 2641 nucleotides long. Its product is annotated as myoneurin-like. Gene Ontology annotation, molecular function: RNA polymerase II transcription regulatory region sequence-specific DNA binding; DNA-binding transcription factor activity, RNA polymerase II-specific. Gene Ontology annotation, cellular component: nucleus. Gene Ontology annotation, biological process: regulation of transcription by RNA polymerase II. NCBI's taxonomy places the organism in Eukaryota, Metazoa, Arthropoda, Insecta, Hymenoptera, Trichogrammatidae. The record is from RefSeq and is a predicted model, not a curated record. The coding region runs from base 537 to 2459 and encodes 640 amino acids. The transcript is spliced from 8 exons.